Messenger RNA from Talaromyces proteolyticus, 1077 nucleotides. Its product is annotated as chaperonin 10-like protein. Gene Ontology annotation, molecular function: oxidoreductase activity, acting on NAD(P)H. The record is from RefSeq and is a predicted model, not a curated record. NCBI's taxonomy places the organism in Eukaryota, Fungi, Ascomycota, Eurotiomycetes, Eurotiales, Trichocomaceae. The transcript is spliced from 3 exons. The coding region runs from base 1 to 1077 and encodes 358 amino acids.
AUGGCGGCCCCAACACGUACUGCAGUUGUCCAGAUAACCCCAGGCGUCGCUCAUGUCAAAAAAGACAUACCUCUGCCCGACUUGUAUGAUGACUUCAUCAUCGCCGAAACUAGAGCUAUCGCUCUUAAUCAGACUGACAAUCAUCAAAUCAAUUCCCUAGCCAAACCGGGGUGUAUCAUUGGAUGUGACUGGUCCGGGGUGGUGACGAAGACUGGGAAAAAUGUCACCCGCUUCAAACCUGGAGAUGAGGUCUUUGGAAUCUGUCACGGAGGCAAUCGAAACCACCCCGAAUACGGUGCCUUUUCAACAACGAUAACUACCAGAGAGCAAGCGACAAUGCAUAAGCCGGCACAUAUAUCGUUUGAAGAGGCUGCAUCCAUUGGCGUUGGUAUUGGCACAGUAGGCCAGUCAAUGUACUUUGUCGGUGGCCUGCCACUUCCAGAUGCAGAUGAAAAUAGCAAAGCGAAAGGAACGAGCAUCUUGAUCAAUGGGGGAAGCUCCGCAACCGGAACUAUUGCGAUUCAAUUGGCAAAGCUGUCUGGUUUUACUGUGCACUCGACCUGCUCAAAAUCCAAUUUGGAGCUUGUCAAGUCACGCGGUGCUGACAAAACCUACGAUUACGCAACUGCUUCGGUUCACGAGGACAUUCUUUCUAAUGUUCCAAAUGGGUUCACUUAUGUCCUUGAUUGUAUCGGUGAGGAAGAAACAGCCAAGUUUUGUGCACCUUUACUUUCACCAACUGGAGGUCACUAUCACUCGGUCAAAGUCCCUGUCCCUGAUACAUUCAAGAAACUUCGACCGGAGGACACUGUCAAAGCAACAACAUCACUGGGGUAUACGAUGCUUGGUGAAGAUUUCGAGUUGAUGGAGAACAUGGUUCUGCAUGUGUCAGACGCCGAGACGGAAUUCGCGAAGCAGUGGGUUGAAUUGGCCGAUAAGCUGGUUGGUCAAAGAUUGAUUGUUCCUCAUCCGAUUGAUAUCAGGGACGGCGGUCUCCAAGGUGUUUUACAUGGUUUAACAGAAUUGAAGGAGGGAAAGAUUCGCGGCAAGAAGCUUGUUUAUAAAAUCGAAUCCUGA